CUUCAUGAUGUCGUGUUCAUCUCUGAGGAAUCAAUUCGUCGCGCAAAACGCAAGCAAGCGCGCGAGACAGCAGCGACACGAGGACGAAGCCCUAGAAGCACUCGAUGUGCUACACCUGUACACGACGAUGCCGCUGAUGAUGAAACAGCCUAUGCUGCAGAUGCGGGUGAUGAUCACGGCUCAGCAACGCCUGCAGCAACGCGUCGUGUGCUCUUCGUUGACGCUGGCGAUCCUCCUUGUUGUCAGUACCAUUGUGAGCGGGGAGGUGGUGCUGCUGGAGGACGAUGCUGGCACGCUGUUCGUCAACACCACAACGGCAGGUGCGAGCGUGUUUAUCAACGGCGUGGACGUUGCACGCCUUCAGACCAGGGUGGAUGAGCAGCACGCGAUCCUGCAGGCGCAGCAGCGCGCUUUGGCCAAGUUGGAGGCAAGCCUGUGUCGACAGCGCGGUGUGUCCACAGACGUCACAAGCAUCACCUGCUUCGGGGAAGGCAGUUCAAGGUGGCUUGGUGGCGUGGCGGCACAGGACGGCCGCAUUUUCGCCAUGCCAAGCGAUGCAGAUCACGUGCUCAUCAUCGACCCAAGCACCAACACGGUCGACACCACAACGCUCAGCGGUCUUGGUGACCAGGAAAUUAAGUGGGGUGGCGCUGUCCUUGCUGACAACGGCCUCAUCUUUGGCAUGCCGUGCUUUGCCGAUGCCGUUCUCGUCAUUGACCCCGUCCAGAACACGCUCGACGCCACGUCCAUGCAGGCGACAUUUGCGUCACCAGGUUACCUCAGCGGCGUCCUAGCACCGAACGGCCUCAUCUUCGCCAUUCCAUGGUCUGCAAGGGCUGUGCUGAUCAUCAACCCCGAAACGCUCGCGUUGGACACAACAACGAUGCCUGUGCCAAUAAUCAGAGUCUCCAAGUGGUAUGGGGGCGUGGUCGCGCCAAACGAGCUCAUCUACUGCGUGCCGCGCCGUGCCGAUGCUGUCCUCAUCAUCAACCCAGCUACGAACACAACAGACACAACCACCAUCACAGGCUUUGGGGUAGAGCUCAAGUGGCGCGGCGCGGUGCUUGCACGCAACGGCCUCAUCUACGGCAUGCCCGAGCAUGAGUCGUCUGUCCUGAUCAUCGACCCAGCCACCAACACCACCGACACGACCACGCUGCAAGUUGCUGCUGAUGUGGCGGAUCAGCGCUGGGGCGACACUGUUCUUGCGCGCAACGGCCUCGUUGUGGGCUUUCCAGCCGACUCGGCGAGUGUGCUGCUCAUCAACACUAACACCAACACGGUGGACACGACAUCGCUGCCCGUCAACCGCACUGUCAACGCGUGGUGGGGCGGUGUGCUGGAUGAAUCAAGCGGCCUCAUAUAUGCAAUCCCGCGAGACAGCAACGCCGUCCUCGUCAUCGAUCCUGGCUGCUGAGUUGCUGCUCAUGGUGGUGGUGGUGGUGGUGUUUGUGUGUGUGUGUGUGUGGAAGUGUACAUGGUAACUGUAACUGUAGCUGUGUAGGUUCAGUUGUGUGUUGAUGUGUUGGUGGUGUACGUGCGCGAUUGGCUCCUGCUCAAGCAAUACAACCUUUGCUCAA
Messenger RNA from Salpingoeca rosetta, 1580 nucleotides. RefSeq lists its product as uncharacterized. The transcript has a single exon. Bases 5 to 1417 code for a protein of 470 amino acids. Lineage: Eukaryota; Choanoflagellata; Craspedida; Salpingoecidae. The record is from RefSeq and is a predicted model, not a curated record.